GAUGAGAAGACUGCGAAUAAUUAGAUUAUUUUUCCAAGAAAAUGAGAAUCGUCCUACAAAAUUGGAAAGGGAACAGUUAGACUCUCCAUCCGAUCGGGUUCCGGAAGAUAUCGCUCUUAAAGCGGCCCUAUCCCCUGUUGAUUCUGCGGAUAAUCGACCGAAUAAUAUCGAUUGCCCUAGAAAGAAAAAGAUUUUACCAGAUUUUCGUCUCUUAAGCGAAGAGGCGGUAGAAGAGACAGAAGAUGACGAUGAAGAAUCUAAAAAAGCAUUGCCUAAUGGGCAAGAAUUUACGCUAGAAAAAACUAUGUUCGAAGAAAAAUCUUUAGAAUGCCCUCAAAUCGAUAUCGAUUUACAAGAUAGUCCGUCAACACCCGGUGACGCCGUUCCGGAACUCGAAGAAGAUAGCAAAGAAAAACGAUGGAGAACUGUUACGAUUGCGGAUAAGCAUUAUCGAUUGGAUAUGAAAGUAAUUGAACCGUAUAAAAAAGUUCUCUCGCACGGAGGAUACUAUGGUGGUGAUGGAUUUAAAGCUAUUGUUGUAUUUUGUACGUGCUACUUACCAGACAAGAGACGGAAGGAUUAUAACUAUGUGAUGGAUAAUCUAUUUCUUUACGUUGUAUCUACUCUAGAACUACUUGUCGUAGAGGACUACAUGAUAAUUUUCUUCCACGGUGCAACACCAAAGUAUAAGAUGCCUUCGUUAGUUUGGUUGAAAAAAUGCUACGAUAUGAUUGAUAGGAGGCUGAAGAAGAACUUGAAACGGCUUCUAAUAGUUCACCCAACUAUAUGGCUUAAGACAUUAAUGCUUAUGAUGAAACCAUUUAUAAGCUCAAAAUUUCGCAAUAAAGUAGAUUACGUAAAAAAUUUGAAAGAACUUAGCGAAAAAGUAUCGACCGAAUACGUUUACGUGCCUGACGAAAUAGUUGAAUUUGAUAAAAAAUUAAACAAGGAAGAGCGCUAA
Molecule: messenger RNA, 961 nt
Organism: Dimorphilus gyrociliatus
Lineage: Eukaryota; Metazoa; Annelida; Polychaeta; Dinophilidae
Source: the annotation of a GenBank genome assembly